AUGCACAUCACAAUACCUGAAAUCAACUUGCAAUUACCAGAAAGUAUACGGCAAUUGUUGUCUAAACCAGCAGAAGAAUCAAAAGUGGUGAGUGACUCUGUUCAAAAGACAGAAUCCAACCAACAGAAAACAGAAGGAGAAGGCAAUGGCAAUAACAAUGGCAAUGAUGAGACAGCAGCAGCAGCAGCAACUGUGGCAGGGUUAGCUGCCUACUUGAACGAAGAAAGUGAAGACGAGAGUGAGGAUGAGGAUGAAAAGAAGAACAAAAAGAAAAAGAAGAAGCGACAUGACUAUGGCAUCACUGCUCAAGAUGAACAACUCAUGAUGUUGACUAAGAAACUGAUUGAAAUUCGCAGUAUUCUCAUGUCGAUUGAUCAUAACGAAACCCUCAAAUUACCUAGUAUUGUUGUCAUCGGGUCACAAAGUUCCGGUAAAAGUUCUGUACUCGAAGCCAUCGUAGGACAUGAAUUCCUUCCCAAAGGCAGCAAUAUGGUGACACGCAGACCUAUUGAAUUAACACUAAUUCAUACACCAAAUCAAGAAGAAGAAUAUGGUGAAUUCCCCAACUUGGAAUGUGUGUCUGAUAAACCCAUUGAACUGCGAGUGUAUUCGCCCAAUGUGCCUGAUUUGACAUUGAUUGAUUUGCCUGGCUAUAUCCAGAUUGCUAACCGCAAUCAGCCCGAAACCCUCAAGCACAAAAUUGAAGAUUUAUGUGAAAAGUAUAUUCGUGGCCCUAAUAUCAUUCUGGCUGUCUGCAGUGCCAAUGUCGAUUUGGCUAAUUCACCUGCUUUAAAAGCGAGCCGAAAAUGGGAUCCCCUUGGUCUUCGUACGAUUGGAGUGAUUACCAAGAUGGACUUGGUACCACCUCAAGUUGGUGCUGCCAUCCUUCGUAACACUGACUACUCUCUUCAUUUGGGUUAUAUUGGCGUUGUUUGUAAAGCGCCCGACAAUCUUUCAGAAGAAAACAUGACACAUGCCCUGAUAAAGAACGAAGAAGCCUAUUUUAGAUCCCAUUUGUUGUUCAACCAACGUGAUAUUCAAGUAGGCACUGCCACAUUACGACAUAAGCUCAUGAACGUCUUGGAGCAAAGUAUGGGUAAAUCACUCUACAGUAUUGUAGAUGCUGUUCAGCGCGAAUUAGAAGAAGCCAAGUAUCAGUUUAAAGUUCAGUACAAUGACCGCAGAGUGACAGCUGAAUCUUAUGUUGCUGAAACAAUGGAUUGCUUAAAGCAUGAUUUCAAAGACUUUGCAAAUAACUUUGGCAAGCCACAAGUUCGCCAUGAAAUUGCCGAGUUACCUAAGGCUUCUUCGGAAGAUAUUUAUUGGCUUUACAAGGUUGAUUUUGCUGCUGCUGCUCUUACAAAGAGUGGCAUAGGCAGAGCCACCACGCAAUUGGUGGUUGAUGUCUUGAUGAGCAAUAUGGAAAGGCUAGCCAAUGCAGAAUCUUUUGUCCGUCACCCAGAAACACGCAAACAGAUCAUGAACUUUGCAAAUGAAAUCCUUCGAACCAAGUUUGUGGCUACAAGUGAUCAAGUCGAAAACACUAUUAAACCCUACAAGUUUGAGGUUGAAGUGACAGACAGUGAAUGGAACGAAGGUGUCAAACGCUCUAUUGCUUUACUUGAAAAAGAACUUGAUAUGUGCGAUGAAAUGGCGAAUUCCAUCAAGAGUUCUGUUGGUAAAAAGAAACUAAAGAGUGCCGUGAACUAUGUCCUAGACUCAGAAAGUCGCCAAGAAAAAACCGAAAGACUCCAUGCAACCGAAGAGGAAGAAGAGGAGGAAGAAGUCAAGUCGUUUUAUAAUCCUAAAUUAUUAGAAAAAGCAAAAGAAGCCAUUUAUCUUCGAGAUCGAGCCAUGAUUCUCAAGUAUCGAAUUGCAGCUUUAAAGAGUAGACAAUGCAAGUCUUCCGAGAACAAACAGUACUGCCCUGAGGCAUUUUUGAAUGUGAUUGCUGAAAAGUUGACUUAUACGGCUGUCAUGUUUAUCCAAGUCGAGUUAUUGAACGAGUUUUUCUUCCAGUUCCCUCGCGAAGUGGAUAAUAGAUUGGUCUACCAAAUGGAUCGCCGUCAGAUUCAACAAUUCGCGCGAGAAAAUCCGCCAAUUCAGAAGCAUCUUGAUCUACAAGAGCGUAAAACCAAAUUAGAAGAUGUGAUGGAUAAACUAAACUACCUUGUUAAAAGACAGGCUGACAGGCAAUUUUCCAGAUCCUCCUCUAAUAACGCCUAUUAA
This is a messenger RNA of Gilbertella persicaria, 2229 nucleotides long. Its product is annotated as P-loop containing nucleoside triphosphate hydrolase protein. The record is from RefSeq and is a predicted model, not a curated record. Gene Ontology annotation, molecular function: GTPase activity; microtubule binding; GTP binding. The transcript is spliced from 6 exons. Gene Ontology annotation, cellular component: microtubule; membrane; cytoplasm. Lineage: Eukaryota; Fungi; Mucoromycota; Mucoromycetes; Mucorales; Choanephoraceae. Bases 1 to 2229 code for a protein of 742 amino acids.